AUCAGCCUUCUCGGUUCACUAAUCAACCAACCUCUUUCUCUCUCCCUCUCUCUCUCGUGGGUGCGAUCGAGAUAGUGUCUAAAUCUGCUACGCUUCUGAUCUUUGUGGCCGGUGUGACCAGAGACUUUGAAUUGCUUGGUGAUCAUGACCAUGGCCAUGGUGAUGCUCACAACUUUCUUGGUUCUAUUCCUCUCUUUGUUGUUCAAAAUUGCUCACGACACACUUCCGUGCUACUUCAUAAACCCAAGACGCAUCAAGAAAGUCAUGGAGAGGCAAGGAGUGCGUGGCCCCAAACCCCGGCCUCUCAAAGGCAACAUCUUGGACAUGGCUUCCCUUGUUGCCCAAACUACCUCCCAAGACAUGAAAUCCAUCAACCAUGACAUCGUUGGCCGCCUUUUACCGCAUUACGUAGCUUGGUCCGAACAAUACGGAAAGAGAUUUAUAUUUUGGAAUGGGGUGGAGCCCCGGAUGUGCUUGACGGAGACUGAAUUGAUAAAAGAAUUUUUGUCAAAGUACAGCACGACGUCCGGUAGAUCAUGGCAACAACAACAAGGGUCAAAACAUUUUAUUGGGAGAGGUUUAUUAAUGGCUAACGGCAAAGAUUGGUAUCAUCAGCGUCAUAUCGUUGCCCGGACCUUUAUGGGGGACAAACUCAAGAGCUAUGCGGGGUACAUGGUGGAAUGCACUAAGGAGAUACUCCAAUCACUGCAAAAUGCUGUAAAAUCAGGCCAAACUGAGUUCGAAAUUGGUGAAUACAUGACUAAGCUCACUGCAGACGUAAUUUCUAGAACCGAGUUCGAUUGUAAUUAUGAGAAGGGAAAGCAAAUAUUCCAACUCCUAACAGUUUUGCAGCGUCUCUGUGCCCAAGCAACCCGCAAGUUGUACCUUCCCGGAAGCCGGUUUUUUCCAAGUAAAUAUAAUAGAGAAAUAAAAGUAAUGAAGAUGGAAGUGGAGAGGUUAUUAAUGGAGAUAAUUCAAAGCAGAAAAGACUGUGUAGAGAUUGGUCGGAGCAGUUCAUAUGGGACUGAUUUGCUUGGUAUGCUGCUUAAUGAGAUGCAAAAGAAGAGAUCAGAGGGUGGACUCAGCAUAAAUUUACAACUAAUCAUGGAUGAAUGCAAAACAUUCUUUUUUGCUGGACAUGAAACCACUGCCCUCUUACUCACAUGGACCAUAAUGUUACUAGCAAGCAACACUUCUUGGCAAGAUAAGGUUCGUGCUGAGGUGAAGCAGGUCUGCAAUGGUGGAACUCCCUCUGUUGAUCAUCUCUCCAAGCUCACCGUGUUAAAUAUGGUGAUAAAUGAAACGCUUAGACUCUACCCGCCCGCAACUGUUCUCCCUCGAAUGGCCUUGGAAGAUAUUAAACUAGGUGAUCUGCAUAUUCCAAAGGGUCUAUCAAUAUGGAUCCCAGUGCUUGCAAUUCAUCAUAGCAAAGAAUUAUGGGGCAAAGAUGCAAACGAGUUCAACCCGGAAAGAUUUGCUUCCAAGUCAUUCACACCUGGGCGGUUCAUCCCUUUUGCUGCUGGCCCCAGAAACUGUGUUGGCCAAGGUUUUGCCAUGAUGGAAGCCAAGAUCAUAUUAUCCAUGUUUAUCUCCCGGUUUAGCUUCACCAUUUCAGAGAAUUAUCGUCAUGCUCCUAUCACCGUUCUCACAAUAAAGCCUAAGUAUGGGGUUCAAGUAUGUUUGAAGCCCUUAAUUAACCCUUGACAUGAUGCAUAUACAUGAGAUUUUGAAGUUAGAGAGCUAGCUUAUUAUGUUUUGUUGGGGGGGGAUCGAGUCUCGAUCGGAUACAUGGGCGUUUCUAAUCUUUCUCUAAAGACUAUAAUAUCAUUGUAAUUUUUUUUUCCCUACAUUAAAGAGUAAAUUAGGUGAUGAGGUAUCUGGAUAAAGAAAGCAAUUAUGCUUGUAAGAGUUACACACGAAUUAAGGAAUAGGAAGUUAAAGAAAA
Juglans regia (Persian walnut) is the source of this 1945-nucleotide messenger RNA. Its product is annotated as cytokinin hydroxylase-like. The record is from RefSeq and is a predicted model, not a curated record. Gene Ontology annotation, molecular function: iron ion binding; oxidoreductase activity, acting on paired donors, with incorporation or reduction of molecular oxygen; monooxygenase activity. The transcript has 5 exons. The coding region runs from base 145 to 1704 and encodes 519 amino acids. Lineage: Eukaryota; Viridiplantae; Streptophyta; Magnoliopsida; Fagales; Juglandaceae.